GGCCGCCAUUAAAAGCCCUUAGAAGCCUCAGCAAAACCGUUCCAUUUUCCGUUAUUUAUUUCUUGGAGACAAUCGGCUCUGCUCCUUUCGGUAAAAGAUCUGCUGAAAGCCUAGCCGAUUUUCGCCAUGGACUCCGCAAUUCGAUCUCUAACAUUGCUGCUGCUGAUAAUGUUUACAGUUACGCAGUCUCGAGAAUCGAAAGCCGCACCGCGCCUUAAAAGAUUUCCCGCAGAGGCAACGGAGAAAAACCUAAAAACCCUAGCGGGGCCGCUGUGGCUUCCCCUUCUUCACAGGGACUCCAUCACGAAAGCGACGAACUUGAGCUACGAGCAACGCACAAAGCAAAUGCUGGAACGCGACGCGCUUCGCGUGGCCGCCAUUAAUGCUCGGCUCAAGGAUUUGCAGACCAAAGUGUUCUCCGGCAUACCGCAGAACAGCAACGAAUAUUUCACGCGCAUCCGCGUCGGCAGUCAGGCUCGCGAGCAGGCGAUGGCCGUGGACACAGGAUCAGACAACAUCUGGAUCCAGUGCCAGCCUUGCAAAGUCUGUUACAGCCAGACCGAUCCACUCUUCGACCCUGCACUGUCCUCAACCUUCAAACCAAUCAACUGCUCCUCCUAUGCCUGCCGCCAACUGCACAUCGGGAGCUGCGACGGCAACGGGAAUUGCCUGUACGAAGUAUACUACGGCGACAAAUCGCACACCACGGGGAAUUUAGCCAUGGAAACCCUAACAAUAGGAAAAGUCUCUGUGCGCAACGCUGUGAUCGGGUGCAGCCACACCAGUCAUGGCCUCUUCGUUGCUCACGCAGGGAUUCUCGGCCUCGGUCGCGGAUCCUUGUCGUUGCCUUCACAGUUAUCACAUUACUAUGCCGGAAUCUUUUCCUACUGCCUCGUUGAUCGGAAUUCCAACCGCUCCAGUACCUUGGAUUUCGGUCCGCAGGCGGUUCCACCCGGGGCUGUAUUUGCCCCUUUGCUGAGCAACGCCCGCCAUGAAAGCUUCUACUAUGUCUCUCUGGUAGGAAUCAGUGUCGCCGGGAAGAAGCUCGCGAUUGAGGAAUCCGUCUUCUUGCCGGAUCAGUCCGGCCAUGGUGGCACAAUCAUCGAUUCCAGCACUGUACUCACCAGGCUUCCAACCGAUGCCUUCCUCCCUCUUCGUGACGCCUUUGUGGCGGCCUUUGUAGAUGAGUUGCCGUUAAGUGACGAAAAUGAAGAAUUUGGCGCGUGUUAUUACCCUUUUGAGCAUGAGGAUCAUCCUGGCGUGCCGACGAUUGACUUCCAUUUUUCUAACAACGCAACCCUCUCAUUGCCGCGACGGAAUGUUCUUGUAAAAGUUAAUGACAAGGGGACCUUCUGCUUGGCAUUCCUAGAAACAUCGUCCAGUAUUUCGAUUAUAGGGAAUGUCCAGCAGCAAGGAAUACGGGUGUCAUAUGACACUGUUAACAGACUUGUGGGAUUCACCCUCAACAGUUGCUGAAGGAGGUUAUUUAUUUCAGUAAUUUAUCUACCAUUUAUAUAUUUAUUAUUAUUAUUUAAA
This is a messenger RNA of Cryptomeria japonica (Japanese cedar), 1536 nucleotides long. RefSeq names its product protein ASPARTIC PROTEASE IN GUARD CELL 2. Gene Ontology annotation, molecular function: aspartic-type endopeptidase activity. The coding region runs from base 127 to 1476 and encodes 449 amino acids. The transcript has a single exon. Gene Ontology annotation, biological process: proteolysis. The record is from RefSeq and is a predicted model, not a curated record. NCBI's taxonomy places the organism in Eukaryota, Viridiplantae, Streptophyta, Pinopsida, Cupressales, Cupressaceae.